Parnassius apollo (apollo) is the source of this 1533-nucleotide messenger RNA. The record is from the annotation of a GenBank genome assembly. Lineage: Eukaryota; Metazoa; Arthropoda; Insecta; Lepidoptera; Papilionidae.
AUGAAUGUCAGACGCUCACCACCUGGAAAAAGUAACUCGUACACUAAUUUAUCGUCACCUAAUAACGAGUUUACGAUUCAACAAAUUACGAAACAACAAAUUACUCAUAGAAAACGCAAACAGCCAGAACAUAGUAUUUGCAAUUGCAAUUGUUCGUCUGAAAUUCAAGAGUUACGUAAAGACCUUACAACAAUGCUACAAAAAUUCACAGACACGCAAGAAACAACAAUGACCCUCAUGCGUGAAAAUAUAGUAGAUAUGAGAACCCAGUUAAAUGAUAUUAAAGAAGCUGCUGUAAACCUGAACAACGAGCAAAAAUUAAUGAAGACCCAGCUGUCAGAUCUAGUAAUAAAAACAAACUAUACAGAUAAUAAAAUCCAGACAUUGAUGACAGAAAUUAAACAGAUAAAUAACAAAACUAAUGCUAAUGAGUCUGAAAUCAUGUUAAUUAAAAGUAAGACUGCCAUAAACUUACACUCAUCUGGCCUUGGGGAAAAUAUAAUGCAAGAAAUACAAGAUCGUACAUCCAGAGAAAGAAAUAUCAUCAUAGUGGGUUUACAAGAGGGAAAUGUGACUAACACUGUUGAUACAUUUUCUGAAACUGAUGAUUCGGAUGGUGCAGAAGAUCAGUGGAAAAAAGUUAUCUGGUCUCAACAACCAAACAUGGAUGAUUUUGACCGUGUUCGUUUACAAGGAACUCAAUUCCUUUCAUCCCAGACAAGGCCUACAACAUAUUUCACACGUUUCUUCAACGACGAUAUUUUUACACAUAUUGUAACACAAACCAAUCUCUAUGCAGAACAAAAUCAAAGUCGUAACUGGACACCUGUUUGUUGUGAUGAAAUUAAAGCUUUCAUAGGCAUAAUAAUUCUAAUGGGGCUCCAUCCAUUACCGACUGUUGAUUUAUAUUGGGCUAGCGAUCCAUUUUUCCGCGUAGAUGAAAUCGCAUCCAUAAUGCCAAUCAAAAGAUUAAAAAAAAUCCUCGAAAACCUGCAUUUGAAUAAUAAUGAGCAAACGCCUCAAAGAGCUGCAACAAAUUUUGAUAAAUUAUUCAAAGUAAGACCAAUACUGGAUUUGCUGAAUAUUGCAUGUCAUCGAGAAGCGAAAACAACAUCGUCACAAUCAAUAGAUGAAUCGAUGAUUCGAUUCAAGGGACGUUCAACACUAAAACAGUACAUGCCCUUCAAACCCAUCAAGAGAGGAUACAAAGUUUGGGUAAGAGCUGAUAGCAAAACUGGUUAUGUUUCCGAAUUUAGCAUUUACACUGGUAAACGUGAAGACCAAGCUCCUGAAGUCGGUCUAGGAGUCAAAGUAGUGAAAUCUCUCACACAAAAACUCAUUGAUCAAGGCUUCCGAGGACAUGUAGCUUUUGACAAUUUCUUUGCAUCUUAUGAGCUCUUGCAAUAUUUGUUUGAAAACGGAAUAUAUGCCACCGCAACCGUCAAUUCUGGGAGAUCUGAUUUGCCACUAAUACUAAAAACCGCUAAGAAAAAGAAUGUAUCAAGACAAAAAAAAAUACAUUUAGAGAGGUGA